Messenger RNA from Anarrhichthys ocellatus (wolf-eel), 2201 nucleotides. RefSeq names its product tRNA:m(4)X modification enzyme TRM13 homolog. The record is from RefSeq and is a predicted model, not a curated record. The annotation marks the transcript as partial. The transcript is spliced from 11 exons. NCBI's taxonomy places the organism in Eukaryota, Metazoa, Chordata, Actinopteri, Perciformes, Anarhichadidae. Gene Ontology annotation, biological process: tRNA methylation.
GUUCACCUGGAGUAGGACAGCACAGAAGGCCCAGCUAUACAACACAUGGCCCGCCACUGAGUUAUUAUCCUGUUGGUUCAACAGAGGAAGGAGGCAGCAGGAGGAUUCCGUGUCCUCUGGACCCUAAACACACCGUGAGUGAAAACAAACUAGAGAAACAUCUGAAGAAAUGUAACUCCAGAGAGAAAGAAAAGCCUGUUUAUUAUGUGGAGAACAUAAACUCUGGAUCAGCUGACGGAGAGACGCUCCAUCAGGUGAGUCUGUCUGAGAGGAGCCGGACCGAGUUACAGUCUCUGCUGGACAAACUGAAGACAGCCGUCACAGGACUGCAGUGUGAUGUGGAGGACAGUGUUCUGUCUCAUCCUGUCCUCCAGGAGGAACUCAACAACCCAAAGAAUGGAGACUCCGCCCACAAACACCUGAAGCAGCAGUCCUCUCUCUUAGGUCACCUGGAGGCACUUGGGCUGCUGGGAAGGGGGCGGUGCUUCGUGGAGUUUGGAGCUGGUCGAGGGAAACUGUCUCACUGGAUCCACGAAGCUCUGAAGACCCGAGACCACCUGCAGACCUGCGACGACCUGCAGCUGCUGCUGGUGGAGCGCUGCAGCACCCGCUUCAAGGUGGACGGGAAACAUCAGGAUACUGGAGUUCAGUUUGAGAGGCUGCAGGUUGACAUUCAACAUCUGGAUUUAAGUAAAGUCCAGCUGCUCAGACAGAGGAGGCUUCCGCUGGUUGGAGUUGGAAAACACCUGUGUGGAGCAGCGACAGAUCUGGCUCUGAGAUGUCUGUUGGAAACACCAGGACUCAGAGAGGAGGGUGAACCACCACCAAAACGCCUCAAAACCUCAGAAUCAGCUGAUGCAGCAGCACUGCUAGAAUCUAGUCCCGGUUCAGACUCUGGUCCUGGUCCGGUGCUGGGCCUGGCGGUGGCGCUGUGCUGCCACCAUCGCUGUGAGUGGCGUCAUUACGUCGGGCAGCAGUUCUUCCUGCAGAACGGACUUGGAGCGGCAGACUUCUCAGCUUUCUGUCGGAUGUCCAGCUGGGCCACGUGUGGACUCAGACCGACCAAUCGGGACGGUCCACCUCAGGGUGGGACCAAUCAGAGAGGAGACGUGGAAGAGCAUGACCCGGCGGAGGGGACGGACGCUGUGAGCGGGUUUCUGUUGGCGGACGAACGCGAGCAGGUCGGUCGUCUCUGUAAACGUCUGAUUGACGGCGGAAGACUCGACUUCCUGAAGACGAAAGGAUUCGACAGCAAACUGACUCGUUACGUAAACAGUCAGGUGACUCUGGAGAACGUCCUGCUGACCGCCGUCCCAUCAAACUGAGACGUAGAGAGACAGACUACAGACUGACCACAGACCGACUACAGACCGCCGUCCCAUCAAACUGAGACGUAGAGACACAGAGACGAACUACAGACAGACUAUAUACUGACUGACUAAAGACUGAGCAUAGACGAACUACAGACAGACUAUAUAUUUAUUCCAGACUAACCACAGACCGACUAUAUACUGACUAACUACAGACGAUACAGAAAUCACACAAGCUCAACCUGAGUUUCUACAAAAGUAUUUUUAUUUGGAGUUAACAUGAACAUGUGUUUGAAUGUUUGAUUAUUUUCUAUUAAAAUGUUUUCACUUGUGUUCAGUCUGUCUGCUGAUUUAAACAUUUAUAUAAUAACUUCAUGAAGAACGCUUCAUAAAUAAGAACCUACUGUGUGGAAUCUAAAAACAGAACAUUUAGUGUUUUCAGCAUUCAACAGAUUUCAUCCACAAACAGAAAUAUGAAAGUGAAUCCAUAAAUACAUGAACACGUCUUUGAUGUGAAUCUCUUCCUUCACUGGUUCUGCAGCCGAGUCGUGUUCAUUAGUUUGAUGAGUGGUCGUUCGGUUCUGAAGCAGAAACACGUCAGUUAUCAGUUUCAAUAACAAUCAAUACAUUUACAUUAUAAAUCAUAUUUAUUGUUGUAUUUAUUUUUAUUGAGGUUCUAAUGAGAGAUGCCAUCCAGGUGCAUUGUGGGAAAUGUAGGAUCCAGUGCUUUUAGUCUGUUUUUCGCGAUAAAUGACUCAAUACAGUUAACGAUUUAAGAAGGUUGAAGUUAGAAAUGAAUGAUUGUAAAAUAAUUUACUUUUAACACUUUUUCUACAUUUCAAACAAACAUGAAAGAUAAACAUCUCAAUAAAGAUAUAAUUAAAGAUUCUC